AUGAAGUUGGCGUUUGGUCUUGUUACCUUUGGCCUGCUUGCUAGGUUGGGCCAUGCUGCGAACUUGGUCAAGUUCCCGGACCAACAUGUUUUAGCUGGUAAGCCCGUCAAUGGAGACCAGCCAGCAACAAAGUUUACCAAAGGAGUCAGAAAGGAAUUGAAGAAAGCAGAGAUCAUCCCAACUGUUAUCGAUGACUUCGUUCCCACCUUGGACUUGGAAGCCAAUUGGUCCGAUCACAACCAAGCAUCUCUGGGCAACACUCUUAAGCCGGAAGACCUUCAAGAUACCCCCUCUGUUCUACUCAGGGACCCGUUAUCGUCUACAGCUUGCCGUCUUCGCUCUAGCACAAGUCUCGUGAUUGUCAUUACCGAUCCCGAUGCCCCAUCACGAGAUGACCCUAAGUGGUCCGAGUUCUGCCACUGGAUUGCUGUUGGACCGCUCGUAACGGAGGAUUGUCCCAUCAUGGACGAACAAACCGAAACCCAGGGAUGUUGUUUGUCCGUUUCCCUCGGGACCUUGGAGGAUAUCGUGUCUUACACACCCCCGGCUCCGCCCGAAAAGACCGGAAAGCACAGAUAUGUUAUCUUGGCCCUCGCGCCGUUCAAUGGAACAAGCGAGAAGCUGCACUUGUCGAAGCCCAAGGAGAGAAAGCGCUGGGGACACGAUGAAGUGGUGAACGGCAAGACGCAUGGUGUAAGAGAUUGGGCGGUUGAGAAUGGACUAGUACCCUUUGCGGCGAACUUCAUCUAUGCGCAGAACGAGAAACAGUGA
Neurospora tetraspora is the source of this 771-nucleotide messenger RNA. RefSeq names its product phosphatidylethanolamine-binding protein. Gene Ontology annotation, molecular function: phospholipid binding; peptidase inhibitor activity. The coding region runs from base 1 to 771 and encodes 256 amino acids. The transcript has 4 exons. Gene Ontology annotation, biological process: regulation of Ras protein signal transduction; regulation of proteolysis. The record is from RefSeq and is a predicted model, not a curated record. NCBI's taxonomy places the organism in Eukaryota, Fungi, Ascomycota, Sordariomycetes, Sordariales, Sordariaceae.